GCACAGCACACGCAAGCAGCUAGACAUGAAGUGUCUGGUGGUAGCAGCGCUGGCGGUAGUAGCCGUGGGCUCACCUGUACCAGACAAUUGUCUCGUGCCAUGUGGAACUGUCGGGCAAACUUACGUGGCCUUGCCACUCCAGUACCAGGCAAGCUAUGCAGUUGGUGCUGGCCCAGUAGCGCCAACUCCUGAAGUCCAGCAAGCUACUGCAGCUUUCAUGGCUGCCUGGAAUGCUGCUGCCGCUCGAGCAAAUACCAUCACAUCGACGCUAUUGACGCCAUCAGGAUACGUUCAAAAUCCUGCACAAGUCCAGACAGCCUGUGCACAGUUCUUGGCAGCAUGGAAUCAAGCUGCUACACGUGCAGCAACUGUCCAGCAUGCAGUCUACUCUCUUCCACAACCAGUUCAGCAAACUGAAGAAGUUAGAAAAGCUACUGAGGAGUUCAUGGCCGCAUGGAGGGCUGCUGCUCAGCGAGUUUCAACUAUUCAGCAAGCAAUCACUGUUUCGGCUGAUCCUUAUUCCUCUGCACCUAAACCGGUAGAGGCUACUGAAGAGGUCAAAAGGGCUACAGCUGAAUUCAUGGAAGCUUGGAACAAGGCUGCAGCAAGAGUGCCAUCUAUUCAAACCACCAUGUACCAGCUCUCAGGAACAACACCAUCUGCUACCCCUGCUCAACCAGCUGGAUCUACACCACAAUUUGCUCCAUCAGUGGAACAAGCUACUGCUGAAUUCAUGAAGGCAUGGAAUGCUGCUGCUGCUGCCGCUGCAGCUGCUCCUGAUGUCAAUAUCAUCAUGGGUGCUAGCUCUCUUCCUCGGACUCCUGCUCAGGCUGUUGUAUACCAAGCACACUCUGUUGGUACCCCUCUGCUCCUUCCUCUUUCACUCCAGCUGCCCCUCCUGUUCCAUGGAGCUCCCGCCCAGUUGAACCUACUCCUGAAGUUCAGAGAGCGUACUGGAAUUCAUGGCUGCAUGGAAAAUAAGGCCUGCUGGCAACGCGAGAAGGAAGGAGCCAGAGGGGGCACCAACAGAGUGUGCUGUAUACAACAGCUUUGA
Penaeus vannamei (Pacific white shrimp) is the source of this 1054-nucleotide messenger RNA. The record is from RefSeq and is a predicted model, not a curated record. NCBI's taxonomy places the organism in Eukaryota, Metazoa, Arthropoda, Malacostraca, Decapoda, Penaeidae.